GAAGAUUUCAGGAAGUGACUAUUGAGAAACUCGUGGAAACUGUUAGAAAUCACGGUGUUAAAAAGAGAUGGAGAUCAGCUGUCUGUUGCUGGGCUUAAUGCUGGUUGCCAGUGUGACACCAGUGUCUGCUGCAGCACAGCCUGGCAUCAUAGAGAGCCUCCUAAUGGCAACCCAUCAACGUCCUUGGCUCUGGGGUGUCUACGUCUUCACUGUAGGACUUCCUGUCAUUCUUUUCAUUAGCUUCAUGUGGCCUGACAAGAGAUUUGGGCCCCCUGAUGAACAAUAUUACUAUAAGAAGUCUGAUGAUGCUCAACCAGAUGAUCCUGAGUCCUCAAAACUGACAGAGUCAAAGGAUAUUCAUGGAAAGACUGGCAGAGCAGCACCAAGAAGGAGAGACACUAAUGGGAAACAGAGGAAGUCUGACUUAGAUCUGAAGGAUCACUAAUGCGUGCAACCAUCUCAGGAGAGGAGACACACCACCACAGGAGGAUGCUGCAUAAUUACAUCUUUCACCACUCAUCCAAUCAUAUUGGUGACUGGAUAGUAUGUAAUACAAACAAACAGACUAAUAUAAAAUAUGA
This is a messenger RNA of Scomber japonicus (chub mackerel), 581 nucleotides long. RefSeq names its product calnexin-like. NCBI's taxonomy places the organism in Eukaryota, Metazoa, Chordata, Actinopteri, Scombriformes, Scombridae. The transcript has 6 exons. The coding region runs from base 68 to 445 and encodes 125 amino acids. The record is from RefSeq and is a predicted model, not a curated record.